AUGGAAGGAGACCAGCGAGCUUCAGAUAAGCUUAAAUCGUCUUGCCUGCUUCCCCUUUUACGAUCUGCUGAUGGAGACAAGAUGACUGUCAGAAUUUUAUGGAGCGUAUCUUGGCUGUUCUUUGGUACUGCCCUGCCCCUGUGGGCACCUCAAAUUUCCUGCAUAAAUGAUGACGGCAAGCCAGUGGACUGGUAGGUAAAACAGGUAUGUUCUUUACAAAUUCCCUAAGCACAUGAGUCAUGAUGUGGCUGGAACUGGGCUGGAAUACAUGUUUAUGGAUUCUUCGGCUCCGAUUUGGAAACCGAGCAAAUAUUUCGUCAACAUGACAGAAAGUGCUCUGGGGCAAACGCUGCAGCAGCUUUACCGAACGUACAAGUCUGAGGAAAACAGCACUGCCUAUGUGAUGUAUAAUGAUGGACCACCUAACAAAAUGAAUUACAGCUGGACACAUGGACAUUCUAAAGGGUUUUUGCUCUUGGACCAGUCCCGAGGUUUCUGGGUUAUACACAGUAUUCCUGAAUUCCCUCCAUUUCCCAAGGACAGCUAUGGAUAUCCACGCACGGGAAAGUACAAUGGACAGAUAGCAAUCUGCAUAACAUUCCGAUAUGAGCAGUUUGCGGAAAUAGAUAAGCAAUUGUUAUUCUACAACCCAAAUGUCUACAACUGUUCCAUCCCAAAGCCCUUCCAAGCAGAGCUCCUCAACCUGCAAACAAUGUGUGCAGGAGCACAGCUGCCUUCAGUUCCUUCAAAUCAAAGCCUUAUCAAGCUUCAGUCAGCCCAGGGAGAAAUUCUUUUCAACUUUGCUAAAACACGGUAUGAUCACGAAGAUAUCUACAUAGCCUGGAUGGCUCAGAAACUGCAAACAAACUUCCUGGUGGAAUCCUGGCAGCGCAAGGGACGCCGACUGUUCUCCAAUUGCUCCCUUCCUUACCACGUCUACAAUGUAAACCUUGUUGGCACACCGUGGAACUCCUCAUUCUCAUCCUAUCACGACCAUUCUAAGUGGUGCGUUUCUUCGCGCCCUGAAGACCAAUGGACAUGUGUCGGAGACCUAAAUUAUUCCCCUCAGCAAGCAAAGAGAAGUGGUGGCUUCGUUUGCACCCAGAACCAGCAUAUUUACAUGGCUUUCAGGGCGUUGGUCCUCCAUUAUUAUGAUUGCCGUGAGUUUCAGGAAUUUACACAUGUAGCACAGACCUCUGGCCUCUAGGUGCUUCCUGAAAAGUGCAAUUCUUCCUUCUUUCUUAAAAAAAGAAAUGUUUCUAGUCCUCAUGGCUUUGGAGAAACAAAAAGAGGCUUGGGCAUGAUUUCAGGAAACAGGAUGGUUCAUUGUGCCUGUCCAUCAACCCUGACUUACCUGGAAGAUCGCAUCUACUUUCUUUUUUUCACUCCUACAUUCUCUGGUCUUUGCUAAGGACUUUGUAUUCUGUAAAAUCCCCCAAUAUCAGAUUUAGAUAUUAUGUAACUGCAAG
This is a messenger RNA of Lacerta agilis (Sand lizard), 1469 nucleotides long. It is a transcript of the gene DNASE2B, whose product is annotated as deoxyribonuclease 2 beta. Gene Ontology annotation, biological process: apoptotic DNA fragmentation. The record is from RefSeq and is a predicted model, not a curated record. NCBI's taxonomy places the organism in Eukaryota, Metazoa, Chordata, Lepidosauria, Squamata, Lacertidae. The coding region runs from base 233 to 1207 and encodes 324 amino acids. The transcript is spliced from 6 exons. Gene Ontology annotation, molecular function: deoxyribonuclease II activity.